AUGGCUCUCCGCGAUUUACCAUGGGUGACAAUACUCUUUUCCGGUGUCGUCGCGGCGCUCGCGUACGGGAUGAUGAGGCUGAUUCAAGUGCGACGCUUCUACAAGGACCUUCCCAAGCCGCCUCACAGUUUUUUCUUUGGUCAUCUCAAACUGCUAGGCGAGACUUUCAAGUCACUGCCAAGCGACGUGCAUUACCAGGCAGCGGCUGUUACAAUUGCCAGGAAGUACAACAUGCCUGGUCUCUUCUAUCUUGAUCUGUGGCCCAUCGCAUGGGGACAGAUUGUUGUUACAAACCCAGAUGUCGCACUUGAGAUGACAGCCGUUCGAAACCACCCCAAACACGAAGCAGAGGGCCAAAUGAUUGAUCCAUUGAUCGGUCGUGGGAACAUUGUCACGGCGAAUGGGCCGCAGUGGAAGCAUCUCCACAGGAUGCUGAGUCCCGCUUUCGCUAUCUCGCACAUUACCAACAUGAGACCAAUGGUUGCUGACGAGGUAAUGAAAUUUCGGUCGAUCAUCCACGAGAAGGCCAGAUCUGGAGAGGUUUUCAAAUUGGAAGACCCUACUCAGCACUUGACGUUCGAUGUGAUCUCGACUGCGACCUUUGGGCGAUCUCUCGACGCACAAACCAAGGGCAGCCCUGCUCUGCAGCACUUUGAGAAUAUGUGUCGUGCUUACAUGGCAUCGCGAGAAUCUGUCAAUUACAUCCGGAACUUCAUUGUCAACAGAAAAGUUUUUGCCGAGCGAGACAAGUUAGAUGCCAUCGUAGUAGAUCUCAUCAAAGAGAGAUUUGAGAUUGUAAAACGCGAUAAGCUCAAUCUCUCCGAAAAGCGAGGAUUAGGAAUCAUGGAUCUCAUCUUGCGAGAUUAUAUUGCAGAGCGAGGAAACGACGUGAAGGAGCUCGACCACCAAUUCGUCCAAGAUGCUCUAUCGCAAGUUAAAACACUAUUGAUCGCUGGAAGCGGAACUACGUCUGACACCGUCUGCUUCGGAGCUAUGAUGCUCAGCGUCCAUCCUGAAGUAGUUCAAAAGAUGCGAGAAGAGCACGACCGCGUCUUCACCCCUGGCAUUGAGGCGACUUACGAGAUGCUGAAAACGGAUCCUUAUAGAGUGAACGAGCUUACAUAUACAAACCAUGUUGUCAAGGAGAUCCUGCGAUUCUUCCCGAUAGGCAACACUGCGCGUAAGGGCAUUGAUACUCUUAAGUACCAGGGCCGAGAGUGGCCGGCCAAGGAUAUCAUGAUUUGCCCAGUCCAACUGGCUAUGCACAUGGAUCCUGCGAUAUUCCCAGACCCGCUCAAAUUUGACCCCGAUCGAUAUGCACGAGAAGAUUUCCCGCGUCACGCAUGGCGUCCAUUUGAAAGAGGUCCACGUGCCUGCCUUGGUCAACCCCUGGCUAUGGACGAGUUGUUGAUCACGUUCUUGUUGACGAUACGAGAUUUCGACUUUACAUGCGCAGAUUUGAAACCCAACAAGACGCCUCGAGUGGACUGGUUCGACCUGGAUUUAACGUUUGGUGACCGCGCCUUUCAAGAGUUCGUGUUUGAAGCGAAACCACGCGAUGGCAUGCCCAUGACUGUCAAAAGAUCCAACUGGCCUUCGUAA
Alternaria burnsii is the source of this 1602-nucleotide messenger RNA. RefSeq names its product cytochrome p450. The transcript is spliced from 4 exons. NCBI's taxonomy places the organism in Eukaryota, Fungi, Ascomycota, Dothideomycetes, Pleosporales, Pleosporaceae. Gene Ontology annotation, molecular function: monooxygenase activity; oxidoreductase activity, acting on paired donors, with incorporation or reduction of molecular oxygen; iron ion binding. The record is from RefSeq and is a predicted model, not a curated record. The coding region runs from base 1 to 1602 and encodes 533 amino acids.